Molecule: messenger RNA, 3079 nt
Organism: Halichondria panicea
Lineage: Eukaryota; Metazoa; Porifera; Demospongiae; Suberitida; Halichondriidae
Product: deleted in malignant brain tumors 1 protein-like
Exons: 20
Coding region: 75-2858 (927 amino acids)
Biological process (GO): cell surface receptor protein tyrosine kinase signaling pathway; protein phosphorylation
Cellular component (GO): membrane
Molecular function (GO): transmembrane receptor protein tyrosine kinase activity; ATP binding
Source: RefSeq, a predicted model, not a curated record
AGGUAUUAAACAUGUGAGACUCUGCAUGCACAGUCAUAAUUUGCGACUGAAUAUUGUAUGAGGCAUUGCCAAUAAUGAGUUGUUUACUGUGGAAGUCAGUCAUUGUCCUGAGCCUGGUUUGGGCUGUUGGAGGACAAUCGAGUGGAGAUGUGAGGCUGAUAGAUUUAUCUGGUUCAAUAGGAUACAGAAUUGGUAGACUGGAUGUCUACUAUAAUAGCCAGUGGGGGACAGUGUGUCAGGAUGGAUUCGGUCCAACUGGUGCACUUGUGGCUUGUCGUCAGCUGGGUUUCCUAGGUUACGUAGCCUAUGGGGUCGUACGGAGUGCACUAGCAGUGCCAGUAUCCACUCCAAUAUGGUUGGAUGACCUUCGCUGCAAUGGUUCUGAAAGCAGAUUGAACGACUGUCCACGAAAUCCUAUCGGAGUUCAUAAUUGUGUACAUUCUGACCAUGUGGGAUUAGUGUGUGCAAUAAAUCAUGUUUUGAGACUAGUAAACACCACUACCAGUGGGAUAGCCUCCGCUGGUAGACUGGAAUUGUUUUAUAAUGAUCAAUGGGGGACCGUGUGUGAUGACAACUUUGGUCCAAAUGAUGCAAUGGUGGCUUGUCGUCAGCUGGGGUACGCAGACUAUACUAAGUUUGGAAGGGUAGAAACGUUAGGUUUCUACCAGUCUUCAAAUUCCAGUCGGACAUGGCUGGAUAAUCUUCGUUGCAUAGGAACUGAAAGAAUACUGACUGAUUGCCCUGCUAACACUAUUGGAGUUGAAGAUUGCACCCACGCACAAGAUGUGGCCUUGGUUUGUACUGUAGAUGGAGACCUGAGGCUUAUAAGCAACUCAGGCCAAACAGGAGGCUCCUCUGGCAGACUGGAAGUCUUUAACAAUGAACAAUGGGGUACAGUGUGUGAUGAUAACUUCAGUCCAAAUGAUGCAAGGGUGGCUUGUCGUCAAUUAGGGUUCUUAACCUACACGCAAUACGGAACAGUUGGAACGCUAGGUUUCAAUGAAAUUUCAUCCGACUUUCCAAUAUGGCUGGACGAGCUUCGUUGCAGAGGAACUGAGAGAAGACUCACUGAUUGUCUUGCUAACACUAUCGGAGUUGAAGAUUGCACCCACUCACAAGAUGUGGCCUUGGUCUGUACUGCAAAUGGAGACUUGAGGCUGGUAAGCAACUCAGGCCAAACAAGAGGCUCCUCUGGCAGACUGGAGAUCUAUUACAAUGGACAAUGGGGGACAGUGUGUGAUGACAACUUCGGCCCAAAUGAUGCAAGAGUGGCUUGUCGUCAACUAGGAUUCUCAUCCUACAGUCAAUACGGAACAGUUGGAACGCUAGGUUUCAAUGAACUCCUAUCGGACUCUCCAACAUGGCUGGACGAGAUUCGGUGCUUAGGAACUGAGAGCAGACUCAUUAAUUGUCCAGCUAACACUAUUGGAGUUGAAGAUUGUGCCCACACACAAGAUGUGGCCUUGGUGUGCAGUUCUAUAGAGCUCACAGUAACACCACAAACAGCCUCUCCUACCACUACUAUACUUACUACCUCUGUAACAACAACAACUGCAACAGAUACAACUGGCAUCAUCAUUGGAUCUGCUGUUGCGGGGACAGUAAUUGUGUUUGUCGCAUUGACUUGCUUUAUAGUUUGUUGUGUUGGGCUCCUCAAACGAAGACAGUUGAAAGCAAAACAACUUACAAUGAUGUAUGAUCUUGACGCAUUACCUAAUAAUGCUAUUCGUCCCUCGCUGUCGACUCCUUUCAAUGACACACGACAAUCGAUCCUGAGUUCCACCACCAACAAGAUGAACAGGACAGAGUUGCCGCCAAAGUUGGUACCACGAUUUCCAACAGCCAAUGCUUGCUCAAAGAUACUUGGUAAUACGAAGGAGCUGCCUGAUCUACCACUAUCUCUAAAGAUAUCAGGAUCUCAGUUGAAACUGAGCAGUGGCCUCAUUGGACAAGGGGAAACCGGUAUGGUCUACAAAGGUUUACUGAUAAACUGGAAAGAUAAGCCGUUACAAGGAGUGGCGGUCAAAACAUUGAAAGGUUUGUUUUCUUCUACGGAUAUUCAAUUUCUGAUCACUGAGAUUAUCAAGAUGAAAGAUUUCAAUCACCCUCACGUCAUGCCCCUGAUUGGAGUCUGUCUAGAUGUCGGACCCGGCACUUCCAUGGUGAUGCCGUAUAUGGCAAAUGGGAGUGUACUGGAGUAUUUGAGGAAGGAGAGAAAUGGUCUAAAAUUGAAUGAAAACUGCAGCAAAGAAGAGGCCCAUGCUGUCAGGAAGCUUCUAUUGCGAAUAUGUCAUCAGAUUGCCUUAGGAAUGGAAUAUCUCUUUCAGCAAAGAUUUAUUCAUCGAGACUUGGCAGCACGAAACUGCAUGUUGGACUCUAGUGGUGAUAUCAGAGUUGGUGACUUUGGACUGGCCGAGAAUGUGUACAGUACUGGAUAUUAUAGACAGAAUGAACGAGCUAAUAUCAAGCUGCCCUACAAGUGGAUGGCAUUGGAGAGUCUAAACGAUGCCAUCUUUACAGAGAAAACAGAUGUGUGGUCGUAUGGAGUGACUAUGUGGGAGGUCUUCAGUGGCGGUCAGAUUCCCUAUCCUGGAGUAGACGUCGUGACUCUUGUUAAGUUCCUACAGAGAGGAAGCCGAUUGGACUCUCCCGUUAACGCUGCCUGUACUACUAACAUCUCAGCAGUGAUGCAGAGAUGUUGGCUCGAGGAUUCUGAAGAGAGGCCAUCCUUUGCUGACCUGUCUUCAAUAAUGGACGCCAUGCUCUCCUCUGUGUCUGGCUACACUGAACUGAAUAUGAAGCUCCCUCAUAAUAGCGAUACUGUUGGCACAAUUAAUACAUGCAUGAAAACGAUUUAAGCGAGUCACUAAUGAACAGAGCAACUAAUGUGAGAAUUGAACUAACUAACAUCAAUGAUAGAUUGAUUAAAUAGAUUAAUGAGAUUAAUGACUGCAAUGCAGCAUGCAAUAACUUUUGCUGUGACAUUGUUUUGUUUUAUUUUUAUUUUUAGUUUAAAUUAUAGCUAUAGUACAAAAAAAACUGCUAUAUACAUAACCCAUGAUAUAUAUAAGAAGUUAAC